AGCAACGUAGACCACGUGCCAGUGUCUAGUGAGAGGGAAGUGCCGCCGGGAACUAAAGCGUAGCCGUGUCCGUGCCGCCGCGCCGCCGUGGAUGACAACAGGAUGUCGCGUCGCCUGUGCGGAUGCAGAUAGUGGUGCCAUGUAGUGAGCGAGCUGUAAUGCCGCUGUACCGUGAUUUCAAGUGAACCAUGCCACACGUCUCGUCCAGUGGCGGAGAUGAUCUCGGAAGCACCGAUGAGGUUAAGGUGUUCAAGGACGAGGGCGACGGGGAGGACGAGAAGAGGUCCUCGGAGAACCUCACCGAGGAGAAGAGCAGCCUUAUCGACCUCACCGAGUCGGAGGAAAAAUCCGGAAGUGGAAGUUACAAUUCUACCAGCAAAAAUGUGCAACGGCCUGACCACAGUCCCGUCUUCGGCAAGGUCGAACCCGGCCCUCAUUCAUCAUCCUUCAACAUGGGAUACCUCGUUUCCCCCUACAGCUACGCCAAUGGAGCGGCUGGACCCAUCCCCGUGUCUAUGUUUCUCCCGAAUUUUAACAUAACGGAUAAAUUCCAGGAUUUCCAUCCGCCGAAUUAUGAACCCAGAACGCAGAAGAGUGGUGAUACUCCCAAGAAGCGACUUCAAAGAGGAGAUAACAUGAUCGGAUGGCGGCGACAUUGA
Messenger RNA from Anoplophora glabripennis (Asian longhorned beetle), 659 nucleotides. Its product is annotated as protein pangolin, isoforms A/H/I/S-like. Gene Ontology annotation, molecular function: DNA-binding transcription factor activity, RNA polymerase II-specific; RNA polymerase II cis-regulatory region sequence-specific DNA binding. The coding region runs from base 189 to 659 and encodes 156 amino acids. NCBI's taxonomy places the organism in Eukaryota, Metazoa, Arthropoda, Insecta, Coleoptera, Cerambycidae. The record is from RefSeq and is a predicted model, not a curated record. The transcript is spliced from 5 exons. Gene Ontology annotation, cellular component: beta-catenin-TCF complex. Gene Ontology annotation, biological process: canonical Wnt signaling pathway; regulation of transcription by RNA polymerase II.